GGGGAGCAGCGGCGGCCGCGGCGCUGGAGCAGCUGCGGAGCCUCAGCUCCGACUACAACUCCCGGCGGGCGGCGAGAAGCCGCGGUGACGUUUCCCGCCGCGAGGCGGCGCUCGGAGCGCGGGUCCCGCCCGGCUGCGCUCCGAGGCGCCGCCCCGGCGCUCGGGCACCGGUGCGGGGCGAGGGGCGGCCGCAAGGACGGGGUUCCCCGGUGCCCUCAGCUCAGCGGCCACCGCCCACUUACACCCGUGCUCGCCGCCCUGCGAUCCCGCCCUUCGCGCCCCGCCGCUGCGGGCCUUUCUCCGUCCGUCAGCCUGGUGUGCAUACUGGAGGUGCAGAAACCAUGUAGCAGAAAGCUUUGAGCAGCUGUGGUUUAUCAGUUUCUCCCAAGAGCAAUAUAAAGUGAAGAAUGAAGGCGACUGGAUUUAUUUCCCUGUGGACGUUGGUUUCACUGCCUUGUGGCCCCUUAGCAAACCCUGCAGAACGUGAAGAUGUAGUGAAGCAUGCAAUAAAGCUGCACCGUGGUAAAGGAGCUGUUAUCACUCAGAGGAAGCAGUGGGUGUUGGAGAGCUGCAGAAAACUGUCUGGUCUUCUUCGCCAAAAGAAUGUUGUUCUCAACAAACUAAAGAAUGCUAUAAGAGCAGUUGAGAAGGAUGCAGGACUGUCUGAUGAAGAGAAACUUUUUCAGGUGCACACCUUUGAAAUUUUCCAAAAGGAGCUAAAUGAAAGUGAAAACUCAGUCUUUCAGGCAAUCCAUAGCCUCCAGAGAGCUCUACAGGGUGAUUACAAAGAUGUUGUAAAUAUGAAAGAAAGCAGUAGACAGAGACUGGAGGCCUUGAGAGAAGCUGCAAUUAAGGAAGAAAUGGAAUAUGUUGAACUCUUAGCAGCAGAAAAACACCAGGUUGAAGCCCUUAAGAACAUGCAGCACCAAAACAAAAGCCUGUCAAUGCUUGAUGAAAUUCUGGAAGAUGUCAGGAGGGCAGCUGAUAGAUUGGAAGAGGAAAUAGAAGAGCAUGCCUUUGAUGAUAACAAAUCUGUAAGAGGUGUAAACUUUGAAGCAGUUUUAAGGGUGGAAGAAGAUGAAGCCAACUCCAAAAGAAAUGUUUCAAAAAGAGAAGUAGAAGAUGACUUAGGUCUUAGCAUGCUUAUUGAUUCUCAGAACAAUCAGUAUAUCCUUACUAAACCCAGAGAUUCAACCAUUCCUCGUGCUGAUCAUCAUUUCAUAAAGGAUAUUGUGACAAUAGGAAUGUUAUCUUUGCCUUGUGGCUGGCUGUGCACAACAAUAGGAUUGCCAACCAUGUUUGGAUAUAUCAUCUGUGGAGUACUCUUAGGACCCUCAGGACUAAAUAGUAUCAAGUCUAUUGUACAGGUGGAGACAUUAGGAGAGUUUGGUGUAUUCUUCACUCUCUUUCUAGUUGGUCUGGAAUUUUCUCCUGAAAGAUUAAGAAAGGUAUGGAAAAUCUCUUUGCAAGGACCCUGCUACAUGACAGUUCUGAUGAUUGCCUUUGGUUUACUGUGGGGGCACUUGCUCCAAAUUAGACCAACACAGAGCGUCUUCAUUUCCACUUGUUUGUCUUUGUCGAGCACACCACUGGUGUCCAGAUUUCUUGCAGGUAGUGUCCGAGGAGAUAAAGAAGGGGAUAUUGACUACAGCAGCGUACUGCUUGGCAUGUUGGUUAUGCAGGACGUGCAGCUUGGUUUAUUUAUAGCUGUCAUGCCUACACUUAUUCAAGCAGGAGUGAGCACAUAUUCCAGCAUUUUCAAGGAAAUUCUGAGAAUACUGAUACUGAUUGGCCAAAUUCUGUUUUCUCUGGCUGCUGUUUUUCUUCUAUGUCUUGUUAUAAAGACUUAUCUCAUAGGACCGUAUUACCGCAAGUUGCACACAGAAAGCAAAGGGAAUAAAGAAAUCCUCAUUCUAGGAAUAACUGCAUUCACCUUCCUUAUGUUAACGAUCACAGAGCUGUUGGAUGUUUCAAUGGAGCUGGGAUGCUUCUUAGCCGGAGCUCUGAUCUCUUCUCAGGGUCAUAUGGUUACUGAGGAGAUUAUGUGCUGUAUUGAACCAAUACGUGACUUUCUUGCCAUCAUUUUCUUUGCAUCUAUAGGACUUCAUGUUUUUCCCACAUUUGUAAUAUAUGAACUCACAGUCUUGCUAUUCCUUACGUUGUCUGUCGUCAUAAUGAAGUUUGUCUUGGCAGUGCUUGUCCUUUCUUUGAUUCUUCCAAAGACUAGCCAAUAUAUCAAGUGGAUUGUCUCAGCAGGACUGGCACAAGUCAGUGAAUUCUCUUUUGUUCUGGGAAGUAGAGCACGCAGAGCAGGGAUCAUAUCUCGGGAGGUCUAUCUUCUUAUUCUGAGUGUGACUACUCUAAGCCUUUUACUUGCCCCUGCCCUGUGGAGAGCUGCAAUUAUGAAAUGUGUUCCGAGACCUGAAAGACGCUCAAGUACUUGAUCAAGAUUUGCACAAAUAGAAGAAUAUGUCCUCUUGCAAGGAAAACAUCUUCAUUGCUCAUUGUAUUUCUAUGCACUCAGAAGAAAAGAUCUGUUGAGUAGUCAGUCCUCUUAACAAGCACUUGGUUAUAAGCCUUAUACUGACCUUAAAACAAAACAAAAUUCAAUACUAAAAAAUAGUUCCAUCUUGUGAAUUGCACACCUUUUACAAAAUUUACUUUAACUCAGAUUGGAAUCUGCUAGGAUACUUGUUUCUGAUCCAAUCUGUUACUCAGAGCAUAAAUUAUUUUUUUAAAAUAUAGCAUCAUGCAAACUAUGUUGAUUAUUUUUUUUGCCUGACUGUGCCUUUUAAUUUUCAUCCUGUUAAUGCUGGUUCAUCACCAGAUUUUGUUCAGAAAGGAAAAAAGAUAUGGAUAUCUGUAUUAUGGUGCCUAUGGUAUCUUCUUUCACUAAAUGACUUGAGUCAUUUUUGCAUUUAGGAUUUUAAUAUAGCAGUAUAAAAUUAAUUACAAAACAAAUUUCUAGUGGUAAAUAAAAGAGUGAUCUACACAAAGCAAAGUUUUAAAUGUUUAGCAUCACUUCUAAGCAGUUAAUUACAUAUUCCAAAUCAUGCAGCCAGUACUGCAUGAUGUUUCAUUCCAAAUUGCAGCAUAUAAUGUAUUUUCUUAUUGUGGCAUAGUUUGUGCUAGCUCUUGUAUUUAUUUACAUAUUUGACUAAAAAUUUAAAGUAAGAAAGGGCAUAACUUGUGUUUGCACACUGACAGUUGUUACCCAUUCUUGUUGCUAACUGCUGCUACAGUAAUGGUUUGCAGGGGUGUUUUAUUUUAAAUCGAAAAGAAAUGUAGUAAAACUGGGAAGUGUAAUUUCAAUUAGAUGUGAAAAAAUAGCACUUCUGUAACCUUGGAGGUUGGAUCUUAGUUGACACUAUUCUAUAUUUGAAAAUAUUUUAAGUAAAUUAACUUGCAGAAAACUGGAAACAGCAGGCUGGAUGUGUGUUUGCAACCCCAUAACCUUGUAAGUUAUAUUUACAUUGAAUAAAUUGUUAGUCUUUUUAAAAUA
Cinclus cinclus is the source of this 3502-nucleotide messenger RNA. RefSeq names its product transmembrane and coiled-coil domains 3 (gene SLC9D1). Gene Ontology annotation, biological process: proton transmembrane transport; potassium ion transmembrane transport. Bases 408 to 2444 code for a protein of 678 amino acids. NCBI's taxonomy places the organism in Eukaryota, Metazoa, Chordata, Aves, Passeriformes, Cinclidae. Gene Ontology annotation, cellular component: membrane. Gene Ontology annotation, molecular function: potassium:proton antiporter activity. The record is from RefSeq and is a predicted model, not a curated record. The transcript is spliced from 13 exons.